AUGGGCGGAGGCGAGGGCGCGGUAUCUGCGCACCGGCGAGACAUCGCUCCUGGAGCCCCCCACGCUGCCCCUGCGGCUGUCAUGACUUCUGCAUACCUUGAGUCAGAGCUUGGAGAGUUUGUUUCUGCAAGAAGGAGUUUUGCUGACAGAUUCAUGUUUGUUGACGUUGCGAAGUGGGAGGUGAAACUUACUCAGUUACAGAAACUAGGCUCUGAGCAAGCCAGGCAGCUUCAGAGAUUUGUCACCGUCCUCGGUCCUUCCAGCACAACAGAGAUCGCAAGUGUUCAGAAUGACUGUUCUCAGCUGGCAGAUGGAACAGGUGAAAAAUCCAACAUCUUUGUUAAUGCAAGAACUGUUGCUGCUUCUCACAUAAAGCCAGUAGUAGCAGAGCGGUGGUGGUACAACCGUCACCAGUCCAGUUUUAAGGUAUUGAGUGGUGCUGUGCUCUCUUUUGCUUGCCAUGACUCCUGCCAAGCAUGGUGCCAGAUCAUCAACGUAUCUGAAUCCCGCUCUUCUCUCCUCACCUCUAUGGACGAGACUCUCAAUAAAACAAACUGGAGCUUUUCCACACCUGCUGGAAGCAAAUACCGCCUCUAUGUUGGCUUGGCUUUGGCAAUAGGUUCCAGUAUCUUUAUUGGUUCUAGUUUCAUACUGAAGAAGAAAGGACUUUUGAAACUGGCAGACAAAGGAGUGCCCCGAGCUGGACAGGGUGGAUAUUCUUAUUUGAAGGAAUGGCUUUGGUGGGCUGGAUUGCUAUCAAUGGGACUAGGAGAAGCUGUAAACUUUGCUGCCUAUGCCUUUGCGCCUGCAACCCUGGUUACCCCCUUGGGUGCACUGAGUGUUCUCAUAAGUGCUAUAUUGUCAUCCUAUUUUUUAAAUGAGAAGCUGAAUAUUCAUGGAAAGCUGGGCUGUGUACUGAGCAUUUUGGGGUCAACAGUCAUGGUUAUUCAUGCCCCUGAGGAGGAGGAAGUCACCUCACUAGAUGAGAUGGAAAGAAAGCUGCAAGAUCCAGCAUUUGUUACAUUUGCUGUUCUCAUAACAGUUGUUGCCCUCAUGUUGAUUUUUAUCAUGGCUCCAAGGAGAGGUCAAACAAAUAUACUGAUCUACAUUUUAAUUUGCUCACUCAUUGGUGCCUUCUCAGUCUCAUCCGUGAAAGGCCUGGGCAUUGCCAUUAAACAAAUGCUGGAGUGGAAGCCAGUUUAUCGACAUCCAUUGGUUUACAUUUUGGUGGGCGUCUUAGUGCUGUCAGUCAGCACUCAGAUCAACUAUCUCAACAAAGCGUUGGACGUGUUCAGUACAUCUCUAGUGACACCUAUUUAUUACGUGUGUUUCACCACAACGGUUGUGACAUGCUCCAUCAUCCUGUUCAAGGAGUGGAAUAGUAUGGACCUGGGUGAUAUCAUUGGAACCCUGAGUGGAUUCUGCAGUAUCAUCAUAGGCAUUUUUCUAUUGCACGCUUUCAAAAAUACUAGUAUCACCUGGAGUCAGUUGAUGUCUACUGUUGCCAAAGAACCGUCAUUACCACACUGUGAAUAUGAAAUCUGUCAUACUUUACUGGAGAGCAUGGAAGACCCAGCUUUAGCAUAUGAGGAGGACAACGUUUUAUUCAGUCAAUGA
This is a messenger RNA of Mesitornis unicolor (brown roatelo), 1617 nucleotides long. It is a transcript of the gene NIPAL1, whose product is annotated as NIPA-like domain containing 1. The transcript is spliced from 9 exons. Gene Ontology annotation, biological process: magnesium ion transport. Gene Ontology annotation, molecular function: magnesium ion transmembrane transporter activity. Gene Ontology annotation, cellular component: membrane. The record is from RefSeq and is a predicted model, not a curated record. Lineage: Eukaryota; Metazoa; Chordata; Aves; Mesitornithiformes; Mesitornithidae. The coding region runs from base 1 to 1617 and encodes 538 amino acids.